Molecule: messenger RNA, 657 nt
Organism: Pneumocystis murina B123
Lineage: Eukaryota; Fungi; Ascomycota; Pneumocystomycetes; Pneumocystales; Pneumocystaceae
Exons: 2
Coding region: 1-657 (218 amino acids)
Biological process (GO): DNA replication, removal of RNA primer
Molecular function (GO): magnesium ion binding; RNA-DNA hybrid ribonuclease activity; nucleic acid binding
Source: RefSeq, a predicted model, not a curated record
AUGAAUAUUUUUCAGAGAAUUUUAAAAAAAAAUAUAUCACUAUAUAAUGGAUUACUGAAUAAUUAUAAAAGAAAUUCAUUUUCUGAUAUGAAAAAUGACAAAGAUAGAUCAAAUUUUGUGCUAAAAUAUAUUAAAAAAGAUAUUAAUAUAUCAAGUAGUAUAUGUAAUUUUGAACAAAAAAAAAUAUCAAAAAAUAAUUAUAUAGAAAUAUAUACAGAUGGUUCUAGUCAUUAUUAUGAAGGGGGAAAGGUUAUUACAGGAAUUGGUGUAUAUUUCGGAGAUAAUGAUAAAAGGAAAGUAAAUAUAUCAGAGCGUAUUUUUGAUAAGAAACAGACAAGUCAACGAGCAGAAAUUAUAGCAGUUAUACGUGCUAUAGAAUCUGUAUCAGAUGAUGAAGAUAUUAGAAUAAAUACAGAUUCAAAAUAUACAAUAAAUUCGUUAACUAUAUGGCAUAAAAAAUGGGAAAAAAAUAAUUGGAAAAAAAUAAAUACAAAAUCAGUAAAAAAUAAAGAUUUACUUGAAAAAGCUGUUGAAUUAAUUAAAAAACGUUCUGGGUGCACUGAAUUAAAAUACGUUUCUAGUCAUAGUAAUAUUCAUGGUAACAAGCAGGCAGAUUAUCUCGCAAAUAUGAGUAUUUCUUUUCAAAAAAAUGUGUAA